Molecule: messenger RNA, 1338 nt
Organism: Asparagus officinalis (garden asparagus)
Lineage: Eukaryota; Viridiplantae; Streptophyta; Magnoliopsida; Asparagales; Asparagaceae
Exons: 7
Coding region: 47-694 (215 amino acids)
Molecular function (GO): protein binding
Source: RefSeq, a predicted model, not a curated record
CAACUCCCUCAUCGUAAGCCCGCAGAGCAAAGGGCGCGAACGAUCGAUGGCCGGCGACGAGCGAGUAGAGAUUAGCAUCAAGGCCAUCGGCCCAUCUCCUCCCUCCUCGAUUCGAGUUCCCUCCCUCAUCAAGGUCUCCGAUCUGAGAUCUCUGGUCUCUUUAGAUCGCCAGCUUCCCAAGGACCGAUUGAAGCUCAUCUUGAAAGGGAAAAUUUUGAAGGACGAGAACGAGGAUGGCGAGGAUGUCAAUGUCAGAUUCAACAGUGGCGAUUCUCUCGUGGUAGCAGUCGUGCCAAAACCUCCUGCUAAACAUCUUCAAGAGGACGAUGAGGAGGAGGAAGAUCUGAGGUUUCAAAUGCCACAGUCAUCAAGCCGGUGGAAGAGGAGAAUGGUGUCUUUUCUCCGUGACAAAUUAAGAUUUCCAGAUUUCCUGUUGAUAGCGAUUUUCUCUAUUAGUCUGAAGGCAUGGGCUUGCAUAUUCCUAUGGUUUUCAUUGGCACCUGUAGCUCACAGAUGGGAUUUAGGUCCCUUGUAUAUACUGGGGACUGGCUUUUUGAUCAUACUUCUGAACCUUGGAAAGAGACAACAAGGAGAUGUUAGUGCGUAUUCAAUAUUCAAUGAAGAUUUCAGGGAACUUCCUGGCACAUUGAAUGCAGAUCGUCUGGAUAGAGACAUCAGGGCUGGUCAAUUUUAAGUCUCUUAGCAUCUUAAUGCUUUCAAAAAUGUAACUUAAUUGGAAAAAAGAUGCACACAAUAUAUUUCGGGGUAUGGCUGUUUACUUAAGUUCCUCAAACAACGGAGUGGCAGAAGAUUUUCGGCUUUUGGGUUUACAAGGAACAAAUCUGACAAUGAGAAAGUGUCAUCCCCAGAGUCAACAAGUGUGCUGCAAUUUUUUUCGGUCUUCCAGUGAAAAGACGGUGAUGUGGUCCUUGUGCUUAGCUAUCUGUAUCUAUAAAGUGAAUGAACAUAACGAAGAUUGGAAUUGCUAGUGUAAGCGAAAGCUUAUGUGUGCAUGUGGUCGCAGUUGUGCUGUGCGGUGAAAAUACUUGCGGCGGGCUUAUAUGCGGAGUAUGGAUUUGCUUGUUGGUCCUUGAGCGAGUGUAGAGAAAACUAGCAUCAAAAGAACAGUUAUAAAAUUUUUUAUCUUCAUAGCUCGUUCUAGUUCUAUUGAUUUCGCGUAGUUUUUGUAUAAGCAGAAGUAUCAAUGUUGACGGAGAAAACAGAAGGGCUACGUUAGGCAGACUUCUGGUUGAUUAACUCUUAAGCGGAUUAAGUUGGGCAAUUAGCUCACAAGUAUUUGUAUUUACUUCUGGAAAGAACAAGUAUGUUCGUCGUAUA